AUGGCUGCAACUGAGCCCAUCGCCAUCGUGGGAAGCGCGUGUCGGUUUCCCGGUGAUGCGACCUCACCCUCCAAACUGUGGGACUUGCUCAAGGACCCGCGAGAUGUCUUGACUGAAAUCCCUGAAAGUCGCUUUAAUACCAAGGCAUUCUAUCACCCGGACGGUCUCCACCAUGGUACCACCAAUGUCCGCCACUCCUAUGUGCUGACUGAGGAUCACCGCUUGUUUGACGCGCAGUUCUUUGGGACCAAACCAGUUGAGGCGAAUUCGAUUGAUCCCCAACAGCGCCUGUUACUGGAAACUGUCUAUGAAUGCCUGGAAUCGGCUGGCAUCCCAAUGGAGCGCUUACAAGGCUCCGACACGGGAGUUUAUGUUGGCUUGAUGACGAACGACUAUGCGGACCUUCUUGGACGAGAUGUCCAAAGUCUACCUACGUACUUUGCGUCAGGAACAGCAAGGAGUAUUCUCUCAAAUCGGAUCUCCUAUUUCUUUGACUGGCAUGGGCCCUCUAUGACCAUCGACACAGCCUGUUCAUCCAGUUUGAUUGCACUACACCAGGCAGUCCAGAGCUUACGAAGUGGUGAAAGCAGCGUGGCAGUGGCAGCAGGAACAAACCUCCUACUAGGCCCUGAGCAAUACGUCGCGGAGAGCAAACUGAAGAUGCUUUCGCCCAAUGGCCGCUCCCGCAUGUGGGACAAGGACGCGGAUGGCUAUGCACGCGGUGACGGGAUUGCGGCCGUCAUUCUCAAGACAUUGAGUGCAGCGCUAGCAGAUGGCGAUCACAUCGAAUGUCUUAUCAGAGAGACCGGCACAAACCAGGACGGACGCACAAAAGGAAUCACUAUGCCGAAUCCUGUGGCCCAAGCGGAUCUUAUUCGAACGACAUAUGCCAGAGCGGGCCUCGAUCUGUCGAAGCCCAGUGACCGCCCACAGUAUUUCGAAGCUCAUGGAACCGGGACGCCGGCGGGUGACCCCGUUGAGGCAGAAGCGAUCAGCACAGCAUUUUUUGGCCCGUCCGCAAACUACUACCGACGGUCAGGACAGGAAUUGCCCUUAUAUGUUGGCUCAAUCAAGACCGUUAUCGGCCAUACUGAAGGCACGGCUGGCCUCGCGGCUGUUCUAAAGGCAUCAUUGGCAUUGCAAUGCGGAAUAAUCCCACCCAAUCUCCUGUUGAACGAGCUGAGCCCGACUGUCCGGCCGUUCUACAACGACCUCGAAAUCCUCAAAUCCGCUCAGGAUUGGCCUGAACUUCCAAGCGGAGUACCUCGCCGUGCCAGUGUGAACAGCUUUGGAUUUGGUGGAGCCAAUGCCCACGCGAUUCUGGAGACAUUCGACUCGAAUAUGUCGUUGAAUGCUAUGCCAUGCCCCGAGGCUGUGAAUAUGUUGCCGUUUAACUUCUCUGCAGCCUCCGAAAAAUCACUUCUUUCAACCCUGUCAUCCUACUCGGAAUACCUUAAGAUGAAUCAGGGUGUGAAUCUGCGAGAUCUGUCAUGGACGCUGACCUGUCGCCGGUCAACACUGCCUGUUCGGUUUUCUGUCUCAGCGUCGAGCGUGGAGGAUUUGGAAGCAAGGCUUGACAAAGCCACGCAAUCAUCGUCUGAAAUCUCGACUGGCGCCCAAAUCUCGAGUGUUCACAAGUUGAAGCUGCUCGGUAUUUUUACCGGACAGGGUGCACAAUGGGCUCGAAUGGGUGCAGAGCUGCUGGUCAGCUCUCCCAUGGCUGUUGAUUGUGUAUCGCGUUUGGAAAAGUCUUUGCAACAGCUUCCAAAAGAGCAUCGCCCCUCUUGGUCUCUAAAGGAGGAGCUUCUCAAGGAUGCCGCCUCGUCUCAAAUCGGCAAAGGUGAAUUUUCUCAGCCCUUGUGCACUGCGAUUCAAAUUGUGCUAGUGGAACUCCUCCGAGCGGCGAACAUCCAAUUUCACACUGUUGUAGGCCAUUCAUCGGGGGAGAUUGCUGCAGCUUUUGCUGCAAACUAUAUCAGUGCCGAGGAUGCUAUCCGAAUUGCAUACUAUCGUGGCUGGUCAUUGCAGUAUUCUGGCGCUCACAAUGGCGUCCAGGGUGCCAUGAUGGUUGCUGGCACAUCUUUUGAAGAUGCGAAAGAGCUCUGUGAAAUGCCGACCCUCGAUAAACGGAUCUGCGUUGCUUGUAGCAACUCUUCGACCAGUGUCACGCUUUCCGGAGAUGCAGACGCUAUCGACGAGGCGAUAGAGAUCUUCCAGGACGAGAAGAAAUUCAAUCGACGGCUCAAAGUGGACAAAGCAUACCACUCUCACCACAUGAUGCCUUGUAGUGACCCUUACGUCGAGGCUGUUCGGAAGUGCGGCGUGCACAUUCAAUCUCGUCCCAGUGACAGCGCCACCUGGAUAUCCAGUGUCUAUGUGGAUGACAUUGAAAAUGUCAGGGAUAACCUCGUAGACACAUACUGGAGCAACAACAUGGUGAACCCAGUGCUGUUCUCCCAGGCAAUUUCUUACGCUGUUGGCGCAGCUGGUCCUUUUGAUAUGGCGUUGGAGAUUGGACCCCACCCGGCGCUACAGGGACCUGUAAAGGAAACAGUUCAAGAGAUCUCCGGCAACACAAUACCUUACUCGGGAACUUUGAGUCGGAAUAAGAACGACCGUGAGGUAUUUACCUCUUCUCUUGGAUCAUUGUGGGCGACGCUUGGAGAGAACGCAGUGGACUUUUCAAGCUUUGACCGAAGAGCGGGUGGCGUUGGUGAUCCCCCUAAGCUGAUGAAGGGACUUCCUUCCUAUUGUUGGGACCACGACCGCGUCUACUGGCACGAGUCUCGUUUAUCAACUACAUUCCGAGCAACACAAGAGGAAUUUCACCACCUGCUGGGCAUCAGAUGUUCUGAUGGGACGAUAGAUCAACUGCGUUGGCGCAACUACCUCAAUCCUCGGGAGAUUCCAUGGCUCGCAGACCAUCAAGUUCAGGGACAGAUGGUCUUCCCCGCAGCAGGUUACAUUUCUGCAGCGGUUGAAUGUAUUCUGCGACAAUACGCCCUGGAAACAGUCCAAUUGAUGGAUUUCCACGAUGUGAUCAUUCGGCAAGCUUUGGUACUCGAGGAGAAUACUGGAGUUGAGACCAUUUUUGACCUCAAGAUCAUCGAGCGCAGAAGCGACCGUGUCAAAGCAACAUUCUCAUGCUAUUCCGCUGCAAACAGGACAUUUUCUUCUCUAGCACUUCAUGCGUCUGCGCAAAUACAGAUUGUUUUUGGCAAACCAAGGCAAGAUGUGCUCCCUCCUCGGAAGGGCACCUAUGAUCGCUUUUUGGACCUAGAAUCCGACCGAUUCUACCAGUCAGUCUCAAAUAUCGGGUUCAGUUAUACAGGUCCUUUUCAAGCGCUCUCAGACUUGAGCAGAAAAAUGGAUGAAGCCACCGGGUUGGUCGCUGUCCCGACUGGAGACCAAAGCGAACGUCCGUUGCUCAUUCACCCAGCGUCACUGGAUGGUGCAAUCCAAUCCAUCAUGCUAGCAUAUUGCUUUCCUGGUGACGGAAGAUUGCGCACUAUUUACCUGCCAACCAAGAUUGAUUGUGUGCGCAUUAACCCCUCUGGCUGGGUGGAAUUCGGGGGCCCCGGAGCAAGUCUUCCAUUUCACUCCAUAGUAGGAUCUGCAAAAUUCUCCGAGUUAUCGGGUGAUGUGAACCUCUUUUCUGCGGACGGGGCCACCAUUCUUCAGCUUCAAGGCCUUCAUACCACGCCACUCACCCCUCCCACGGCUGCCAGCGAUGUCCAGCUUUUUACGGAGAUUACAUGGGGAAAUGAAAUCCCGAAAGUAAGUGCCUUUGAUUCAGAUAGGGACUGGUUCCAAGAAAACUUCACACUGGCCCUGGACUUGGAACGAUUAGCACACUUCCAUUUGAAGAACCUUGACCUCUCUAUCACACCAACAGAACGUUCUGGGGCUACAUGGCACCACGUUCAUAUGCUUUCAAAUGUCAAACAUUGCCUGUCCUUGGUUAAGUCAGGACAGCAUCCUUUUGCUAAAUCUCAAUGGGCGAAUGAUACAAAGGAGGAUGCCGAUCGGAUUUUGAGCCGGUACGAACCUGGCCACUCCUCAAAAUAUUGCGAUCUGAGACCUGACCGUAAUAGCUAUCCCGACUCUAUUGACGUCAAAAUUAUUCAUGCAGUUGGCGAGAACUUUCCUUCAGUUAUCCGCGGAGAGAAGAACAUUAUGGACGUAUUAACAGAGGAGAACAUGCUGAAUGAAUUUUACGCCAACACACUUGGGAUCCAUCAUUAUCUCAAGGAAAUGGCUAGAAUGGCUGGUCAAAUCAGCUAUCGAUACCCGCACAUGAGCGUCCUGGAGAUCGGGGCCGGCGCCGGCGCCACAACCGAUCUCAUUCUGAAAGAAAUGAACACUGCUUUCUCUUCGUACACAUAUACUGACAUUUCAAAUGCACUCUUCGACGACGCCCAGGAGAGAUUCAGCGACCGUUUAUCCAAAAUGACCUUCAGAGUGCUGGACAUUGAGAAGGAUGUCAUCGAGCAAGGCUAUGCAGAGGAAUCAUUCGAUCUGAUAAUAGCAUCACUGGCGCUCCAUGCAACCAAACAGCUUGAAGCCGCAUUGUCCAAUGUUCGCCGCCUUCUCAAACCCGGCGGAUAUCUACUCUUACUUGAACUGACCAACCCGGAUGUUAUGCAUUUUGGUCUCGUCCUUGGGGGACUCCCUGGCUGGUGGAUGGGCUAUGAUGAAGGCCGUCAGAAUUCACCAUUAGUCUCAAUUGAAACAUGGGAGGGAUUGAUGAGAAAGGCCGGUUUCUCCGGAAUUGAUGCGAUAUCUCCACAGCAUCCAAAAUCACCGAUACCAUUUUCGGUGAUUGCUACUCAAGCUGUCGACAAUCGAGUCCAUUUUGUGCGAGAACCAUUGGCGCUGGAGCACCGGGCUCUGGGUUUGGAAUCAUUGACCAUUAUUGGGGGCAAGACCAGUCAAACAUCUGUCAUUGUCGAGGACAUCAAAGCAGCAGUAGCUCGUCAUUAUAACCACAUCCGCGAUGUCCCCUCGCUGAUCGACCUCAUUUCUUCCGAUUUGCCUUUUAUGGGAACUGUGGUUAGUUUAAUCGAAUUGGAUGAACCAAUGUUCAAGAGCAUGUCAUCGGAGAAGGUGAAUUCCUUCAAAGAGCUGUUUAAACAGAGCAAAAACAUCAUUUGGGUCACAUAUGGUGCACAGGGCGACAACCCAUAUGCCAACAUGUUUACUGGUGUCCAGAGAACGCUGGUCUCAGAAAUGGAUCACCUCCACAUCCAGCGCCUCAACUUUCAUUCACUGAUAGAGGCUAAUGGACGACUCAUAGCUCAGAAACUUUUGCUGCUUGAGAUUGCCGGCACCUGGAAUCAGAAUGGUGAGAGAGGCAGGCUUUUGUGGUACGAUGAACCAGAGCUUGACUUCAGGGAUGGAAACUUCCUGGUUCCACGAUUCCGCCUGAACCAGACAAGAAACGACAGGUAUAAUUCCUCCAGGCGUUCUAUAGUAAAGGAAAUUAAUCGUGACACCUCGUUGGUCUCUAUUCGAUGGUCCAGAACAGGAUACCGGAUUGACGAAAACAACAUCCGGAAUACAGUGUCGUAUCCAGACCGCACAGAAAUUACUGUGACACACUCCCUUCUACGUGCUGUCAAGAUUACGGAUGACGCCAGUGUGUUUCUUGUCUUUGGGACCAAUCCUCAAACAGGCGAGCAUGUCAUAGGGGCAUCAGAAUCUCUGAACUCUCUCGUCCAUGUCCCACCUACCUGGGUUGUUCGUUGCGGACCAUCAGUGGAAUAUGGAAUUCAGUCAACAAUUAGCCUGUAUAUUCAUUUCCUCGCUACGGCCAUGCUUGAUCAAGUACCCCCAGGAAAGUCGCUGGUGGUUCUGGAUCCGGACUUCUCGUUUGCAUCCAUUCUGACUCAACGCGCCUCCGAGAAAGGCAUCCAGCUCGUGUUUCUGACAACGGCAGAUGAUGCCUGCAUGUGGCCAUGGGUUUACAUUCAUCCAUGUGCCACAAAACGUGAGAUUUUGGAGAAUUUACCUCUCGAUAUUGCUCGUUUUGUAAAUAUCGGCGGCGAUCAAGAGUCCAUGUCGAUCAUUAAGCAGUGUUUACCGGUCAAUUGUGACGUGCAAACUGAACAGUCGCUCACAAGUGAAAUUUCGUCCUCAGAAUCUUAUGGUGCCACUAGCAAAGUUGCUGCCCAGAUCCAGGCGACUUGGAUGAGAAUCCAAAAUGAACCCGCGCCCGUCAAUCUGCUCCGAUUUGGAAGGCUUUACUUGCAUGAGCUCAUACAGAAUGUUAACCCCCCAACUUCACAGUUUAUCGUCGAAUGGGGUGAUAGCAAGCUUCCGGCCCAAGUUCAGCCCGCCAGUGUGCAGGUCCGAUUUUCAAGCGACAAGACAUAUUGGCUUGUUGGAUUGACCGGCGGACUUGGUCUGUCGCUGUGCCAAUGGAUGGCACGCCAAGGUGCACGAUACAUUGCACUUUCAAGCCGAAACCCAAAGGUUGACGAAGUGUGGCUGCGCCAAAUGGCUGCCAGGGGUUGCACAAUCCGGGUUUUCUCCAGUGAUAUUACAGAUCGAGGUUCUGUACGUGCUACACACCGCCAUAUUUGUGGGACAAUGCCUCCAAUUGCAGGUGUUGCCCAGGGUGCUAUGGUACUCCAAGACACAAUGUUCCCCGACCUUGAUCUCGCCCGGCUUGAGAGAGUGCUUCGACCCAAAGUGGAUGGCAGCAUUUUGCUUGAUGAACUGUUCUCGGAAAACACCCUCGAAUUUAUGAUCUUCUUCUCGUCCAUGGCUGCAGCGACGGGUAACCCUGGCCAAGUCGCAUACAAUGCAGCUAACAUGUUCAUGGCCAGUCUGGCUGCUCAACGGAAAAAGCGCGGCUUGGCAGCUUAUGCGAUCAAUAUCGGUGCCGUUGUAGGUAAUGGCUACGUUACUAGGGAGCUCAACAUGAGCCAGCAGAAUUACCUUUACCGGGUCGGCCAUUCCUGGAUGUCUGAGCAAGACUUCCAUGAAGUUUUCGCCGAAGGAGUCCUGUCUUGCACAGACCCAUCGGGCGCUGCAGAGCUGUGCAGUGGACUGAGAAUUGAUGACGAUGAGUCCAAAAGCUGGGUGUCCAACCCUAUGUUCCAACACCUGGUAUUCAGAUCAAGUAAUCUACUUGCGGGGGGCAAGAAGGGAAAGGCUGGCAUCAUCAUCAAGGCUCAGCUUUUGGAAGCUGUCUCUUGUCAGGAAGUCAUCAGAAUUCUAGAAGACGGCUUCGUGCUAAAGCUCCAAACCGCGUUGCAAGCCGAUCCCGACAAGCCGAUGUUGGAUAUGAGCCCUGACGAGUUAGGCAUCGACUCUUUGGUUGCAGUUGAUCUUCGCUCCUGGUUCUUGAAGGAACUGGCAGUGGACAUGCCCGUGCUGAAAAUCUUUAACGCUGUAUCAAUCCGAGAAUUACUUGCCUCGGCCGCAGAGCUUCUCUCCGAUGCCCUGAUCCCCAACGUCGGUGAUGGUGCAAGGUCCUUUGAAAAUUCCCAAUUGGACGAUUUAAACGCUUUGGAUGUCUAUAAUGAAGGCCCAGAGUCCGCAAAUGAAACGUCAGCGGAUGAAGCAGGCUCCUUGACUGUGGAGAUGAUGGAGUCUCUGAAGCUACGACACUUGGACUCGGCCAAUGCUUACAGCGGUAGUUCCACUGCUUCUCUGCGAGCAGGAGACUCCAAUUCAGAGGAGACUGAGGACCCGGCAUCAUCCAUAUACACAGAUGAUUAUGGUCCGGUGGUCCCCAAUCGUAUUGUUCAAAAAAAGCUUCUCAUGUCAUUUGGUCAGUCGCGCUUCUGGUUCCUGAAUUUCUUCGUGGAAGACAAAUCUGCAUUUAACAGCACAACGACAAUUCGGUUAACUGGGCGUCUCCAGAUUGAUGCUUUCGCCAAGGCCCUUGAAUCGGUGGGUGAGCAUCACGAGGCGCUCAGAACAUUCUUCUUCACUGAUGGAGAGAAGCGGAAUAUGCAAGGUAUUUGGGCCACCUCAAUUUUGCGUCUGGAACACGGCAAAAUUAUCGACGAAAACGAGGUCGACAAAGCUGCAAGGCAGAUGAAGGCCCAUGUGUUCGACCUUGAACAAGGAGAUAUUCUUCGCGUCCAACUUCUUUCCUUGUCGCCAGAGCAGCAUUGGAUAAUCUUCGGAUGUCACCACAUUAACAUGGACGGGGUUAGUUUUGAGAAUUUCUGGUCUGAUGUUGAAAAGGCCUACCAAGGUUUCCCUCUAUCCUCAACUGUGCUACAGUACCCAGACUUUACUCUUCGACAGUUAUAUGAGUAUGAGACUGGUGUGUGGGCUGAUGAUUUGGACUUUUGGCGCCGACAAUUUGUUGAACUGCCGCCCCCAAUCCCUCUUCUCCCAUUUUCUCGGCUUCAAGUUCGUCCCAGCGUCUCACAGUUCAGAUCGCAUACUGCGCUGAUCCGGCUUGAGGAAAGCCUUUGCGCAAAGGUUGACCAAUGCUGUCGGGUAUUCAAAACGACACCAUUCCACUUUUACCUUGCCAUUUGGAAGAUUUUGGUUCUCGGAUAUCUUGAUAUAGACAGUGUCUGUAUUGGAGUCGGGGAUGCUAACCGGACCGACAGCGAUGUGCUCAAUAGCAUUGGAUUUUUCCUCAAUAUUCUUCCUGUCCAGUUUAUGCGAAAGCCAAAUCAGUCAUUUGGGGAAGCAUUGAAGGAUAUCCGCUACGUGGCACAGAAUGCUUUCGCACACUCGCGUGUGCCAUUCGACGUCAUUUUAAACGUGUUAUACGUCACGAGAUCAGCCUCCUACAGUCCUUUGUUUCAAAUAUUUUUCAAUUAUCGACGAAAGAUCCAGGAAUCCAGAAUGUUCUGUGGAUGUCGUGCUGAAGGCGAAUUGUUAGGUGCUGGCGAGACAGCGUAUGACCUCAGCUUGGACGUUGUCGACGUUAGCAACGGGGAGACCAGUCUAUGUCUUUCUGUACGGAAAGAUCUGUAUGAGAUGGAGCAUGCAGAUAUUCUUGUUCGGAGUUAUUGCACCCUUCUGCGAUCUUUUGUUGAGAAUCCAGCAACCCGAGUGAGCUGGCCUUCUUUAUACUCAAAAGAAGAUGUGGAAUUGGCCGUGUCGCUUGGGAGAGGUAUGGAAAUGAAAAAUCAAUGGCCAGCAACUAUCGUUCACCGUGUCGAUGAAAUUGCUCGCCUUUAUGGAAGCCGCGCGGCCUUGAAAGAUCAACAGAACCAUGUCCUCACGUAUUCUCAGAUGCAAAAUCGGGUGACAAUUAUUGCAAAUGAACUUCUCGACAAUGGGGUCGGACCAGGAACGCCAGUAGGGAUCUUCCAAUCCCCAAAUAUAGACUGGAUUUGCUCCUUGCUAGCAAUUCUUCGAGUUGGUGGAGCAUAUAUUCCACUGGACAAAAAAGUGGGUAUGAAUCGGUUGACAGUGAUCACCAACGACUCACGCCUACGAGUUAUCCUGGUCGAUUCCUCUACAAGUUCGGAAUUUUCACUUCUCAAGUCAGAGGCAGACCCGAUUGAUGUUUCAAUUCUCCGUGGUGCGGCCGUAAGUCCCGUGCCUGUCAUUGCUGAGCCUGAGGGGACCGCUGUCAUUAUGUACACCAGUGGGUCCACGGGCACUCCAAAAGCAAUCAGGAUCCAGCACUUGGCCUGGGUACAUAAGAUUCAAGGUGCAAUUGGUGAAUGGAGACUUGCCGAAGGAGAGGAAACGAUACUGCAACAGUCAUCCUAUUCUUUUGAUAUGUCUCUAGCCCAAAUAUUUAUUUCCCUGUGUACCGCAGGGACUCUUCUUAUUGCGUCCAACUUGACUCGCAGUGACCCUGUUGCAAUUUCCGAUUUGAUCGCAUCUGAAAAUGUGACUGUUACGGUUGGGACGCCAGCAGAAUACCUCGGGUGGCUUCAGCAUGGACGCCUGGUCUUGAGAUAUUCUCAGCUGAGAACAACCAUUUCUGGGGGAGAAGCUUUGUCGAAUGGGCUGAUUCAACAAUUCCAGCUGCUCGACAAACCAGACCUGCGGUUAAUUAAUGCUUACGGCCCAACGGAAGCCACGCUGGCAUGCAGCAGCGCCGAAGUUCCAUAUACCCAGCUUGAUGCAACUUCGGCCAUGAACAACUUGCCUCUCUCCACCUCACCCAAUUACUCCGUCUACAUUAUUGACGGUAGAUUUAAUCCUGUUCCCAUUGGGAUACCUGGUGAAGUGGUAAUUGGUGGCCCUUGUGUCAGCCAAGGUUACCUCAACGAAAUCGACACAAAGGCUCGCUUCUUGCAAGACCGACAUGCCAGUACAUUCUUCCGUGAUCAUGGGUGGACAACAGUUCAUCGAACCGGGGACCGUGGGAAACUUUGCAAAGAUGGCAGCUUGAUUAUCAUGGGUCGCAUUGAAGGUGACACCCAAGUCAAGUUUGGUGGUAUUCGAAUGGACCUGGAAGAUAUCGAGACCACGAUUGUGCGUGCUGCGGGUGGGAAGAUUGUUCAGGCUGUUGUUUCAGUUCGCACUCAGCCAGACCUGGAGCAAAGCAAAAAGUUCCAGGUCGCAUUUGUGGUCCUCUGCGAUGACAACCCACCUUCUCAACCGACUCAGUUCCUGAAAAAUCUUCUGGCAGAAUUACCUAUGCCACAAUACAUGCGACCAGCAGCACUUAUUCGAGUUGACCACAUACCGCUGACCCCUUCUGGGAAGAUUGAUCGAUUGGCGAUCAAUGGACUCCCUAUACCCCAGGCUACGCACCAGCAGGCGCAUGAUACAGAGCUUACGCCGUCAGAGACUUCACUGCGUCACCUGUGGCAGGAAGUGCUACCGCAAGGUCUUGUCAAGCACUUUUCCAUCGGCGCGACAUCAGAUUUCUUUCAUGUCGGGGGUUCAUCACUGGCAUUGGUUAAUUUACAGGGCUUGAUCAAAGACAGACUCGGAGUUUCUGUGCCAUUGUACCAAUUGUUUGAUGCAAGCGCCCUCCACGCCAUGGCCGCGCGAAUAGGAAACCUGUCGUCCCCCAUCUCUAAUCUGACAGUGGACUGGGAAGACGAGGUACAGAUUUCAUCUGACGUGGAUCAAACCACGCUGAGCUUUGGUGCUGCGGCUACUCCUCCGCUGGGUAUUAAUAUCGUUGUACUUACCGGUUCCACUGGCUUCCUCGGCAAAGAGAUCCUUCAACAACUUAUCGACGACGACCGAAUUAUGUUGAUACACUGCAUUGCUGUUCGAAAGGAUCGGUCUCAAUUACCAGAGAUAUUCUCUGAUGACAAAGUGAUUGUGCAUCAAGGAGAUUUGGGAGCAUCACAGCUUGGUCUUAACGAUCCUGAUGCAAUAUCUGUAUUUUCCCACGCCGACAUAAUCAUUCACAACGGUGCCGAUGUCUCUUUCAUGAAGAGCUACCAUACACUCAAACUUAUCAAUGUUGCCUCAACCAAGGAGCUCGUCAAGCUGGCCUUGCCGCGACGUGUUCCAUUCCACUUCAUUUCAUCAGCAAGCGUCGCACGCCUUGCGCACAAGGACAGCUUCGGUGAAAUAUCGGUAGCUCAGUAUCCUCCACCUCAAGUACCCGAUGAUGGGUAUAUCGCUGCCAAAUGGGUCAGUGAGGUGUAUCUAGAACGCGUCAGCCGCCAGUUCGGCCUUCCAGUUUGGAUUCAUCGCCCAUCUAGCGUAACAGGCCCAGAAGCUCCGGAACUCGACUUGAUGAGCAAUCUCAUGCGGUACAUCCAUGAAACAAAGGCUAUACCGGACUCCCGAUCUUGGUCUGGCAUGUUCGACUUCAUAUCGGUACAGUCGGCGGCGAGCCAGAUAAUAAAGUCGGUGGAUUCGUCUACAGCAAUUCAACCACUUUCAGGAGACGUCAAGUAUAUCUACGUGUCUGGAGAGAUGCAAAUUGGUCAGGAAGAAGUGCAGUCGUUGAUGGAGCUCGGGACAGGUGGUGCAUUUGAAGUGAUUCCUGUUAACAGUUGGGCUGAGCGCGCUGAGAAGGCGGGAAUGAAUGCACUACUUGGGGUAUAUUUACGCAGGGUAUCGGAUGGACAGGUCUUGCUGCCGCGGUUGAUCAAAUACAGCGAAGGGACUGGAUGA
Penicillium riverlandense is the source of this 12024-nucleotide messenger RNA. RefSeq lists its product as uncharacterized. Gene Ontology annotation, biological process: fatty acid biosynthetic process; secondary metabolite biosynthetic process. Lineage: Eukaryota; Fungi; Ascomycota; Eurotiomycetes; Eurotiales; Aspergillaceae. The record is from RefSeq and is a predicted model, not a curated record. Gene Ontology annotation, molecular function: 3-oxoacyl-[acyl-carrier-protein] synthase activity; fatty acid synthase activity; phosphopantetheine binding. The transcript has 6 exons. Bases 1 to 12024 code for a protein of 4007 amino acids.